AUGUUGACAAAUAGUAGUACAGACUACAUUCUCGAAAAUACUUUAAAAGAAAUCUUAUCUGAUGUAAUAGUUUUAUGUAUAAAUUAAGAUGCUUCAAUUACUUGAAUAGAAUAUAAGAUCAGAAGAGGAGUUGCAUCACAUAUAAGAAUAACUUUAGGAUUAUGAGAAUUUGCAGCAGUUAGCAGAAACAAUGAAGUUUAUCUUCUAAGCAUUAAAAAAGAAAUUUAAAGAGAAUAAUUAUCAAUAGAAAUUUUUCAAAUGCGAACCAAAAUCUCAAAAUUAUGAGAAAUUAGAAUAGGCAGUUCAAAAAUACGAAUAAGAAAUAAGAAUACAUAUUAGAGUAUGACUAAUUGGUAUAUAAAUUUAGUUAGGCUUAACAUGAGAUGAAAAUAUUCAUUGAAACUAUUUAAUAACAAUUAGAAGAAUCAGAACAAAUAAGAAAAGAAUAUCUUAAAGAAACAACCUAAAUGAUUUAAGUAAUAUGUGAUUUACAGUUAGAAAUUAAAAAAAGAGAAUUAUAAUUUGAUUUAAUAAUUGAAGUAUUAUACUUAAACCUAUAAACAACAAACUGCAUUGAAUUCCAGAAGGGAUAGCACAUAAACUAUAAAUUAAACUUUAUAAAAAUAACCAUCAAAAUCAAAUCAUUUAGGUAAUGAAUCAGGGAAAUAAGAUUAACACAAUAAUAGCUAAAAUAUGAAACUGCAAUAAACUUAAAACAAUAGUUUAAAUGAAUUACUAAAAAAUAAAGAUUCUUAAAAAUCCUUGACUUAAAGACCUCUUAUAUCUAAGUAAUAAUUCAUUUUGAUAAUUUUAGUCGAAAUAAAAGCUAUUCUGUAGGAAUAAGCAAAUAAAACUUAAUAAAUAGCAGUUUAAUUUAAAAAUUGAUAUUGGAAUAAGCGUCAAAAAGGAAGAGUUUGCAUGCAGACAGUCAUCGAUCAAAAGGAUGCUUAGAUUAACAGAAGUUAUCUAACAAUUGA
This is a messenger RNA of Paramecium octaurelia, 977 nucleotides long. The record is from the annotation of a GenBank genome assembly. Lineage: Eukaryota; Ciliophora; Oligohymenophorea; Peniculida; Parameciidae.